GCGGAGCAGAUACAAGUUUGCGAGGACUGCGAGCCGCCCGGCGGGCGUGCUUGCUGUCACUAGCGGCAGAUCAAACUUUCUAGGUUGUUGCUGGCGACUAUUUUUAGUCUGUCUGCAUGUGCCUUUCGCGUUAACAACGCAAUCAAGCUCCUCGAAACACGCCUGGGCAGUCAAAAGAUUCACUGGUGGCUUGGCGCAGAUGCCGCGUCACCGUUCCUCACAUGAUGCUCUGCGAGACAAGUAUGCAUCGAAACGAUGGUUGGCGCGCAAUCCGCAGCGAGAUUCGCCGGUCGAGGGAACCCACAGAAAACUUAGACCGAUGCGGACGAAACACCAACCGAACGAUGACGAUUAAUAUAGAUAUCGAAAAUUGCAGACGCGUUGCCAAGAGGUUCAUGCGAUUAUAUGUCGCUAGCAGGUCCGCUGUUGAGACUAUCUGCGAUGUGAAUUAAACAGUGCAAGUCGCCUUGAACCACGAAUAUAUCGAUCACAAUGUGCGCGAAUGCUCGUCUGUCCCUACUCAUAUGGCUGCUGCUGGUGAUACUUGCGUUGCCGCGAACAUCCUCUGCCUCAAUCGGCGAGUGUACAAAUACAACGACUCGCGUCGAAUGGCGGCAGCUGUCCUCCGUCGAUCAGCAGCAGUACAUCGACUCUGUAUUAUGCCUCAAGACUAAGCCAUCACGGAUCGGGCUCAACUCUUCCCUCUACGAUGACUUCACUUUUGUUCAUUUCACUCUAAACAACCAGAUACAUUCUAGUGCAGUCUUCCUACCUUGGCAUCGGUACUUUACAUUCCUCUAUACAGGUGCGAUCCGAGACUGCGGCUACAAGGGGCCUAUGACAUACUGGGACUGGACUCUCGAUCUCCUCAAAAUGCUUCAAUCUCAAGUCAUGGCAUCGGAGCUCGGCUUUGGCGGAACGGGUAGCCGAAAUCGUACGAAGCAAAUGCCCGACGAAGCCGCUCCCUUCUAUUGCGUCGACGAUGGCCCUUUCUGGCAACUACGUCCGAGCUGUAGAAUAAGUCUGGGUAACAGAUUAAAGUUCGAUGAGCAUUGUCUUCACCGCGACGUCCAAGAGAGAUCAGAUUCCUACAGCGGGAGUAAGAUUGCAAACAUUCUGCAGGAGCGCGAUUUUCUUUGGUUCUCACGACGAUUGGAGACUUCGCCACAUAAUACAAUUCAUUCGACGAUCGGCGGAGAAAUGGGCCCUCCGACAUCACCGAACGAUCCACUCUUCUUCUUGCAUCAUUCGCAGAUCGAUCGCCUCUGGUGGCUGUGGCAGCAGAUGAACUUGACUGCACGCUAUAACGACUACUCCGGUGAUGUAAGGAACUCCAAUGGCUCAUACAGUGAUAUGCAAGCAUCGCUUUCCGAUCUUCUUCAAAUGAAUGGAUUGGCACCGGACAUCUCUGUGAAAGAGAUCAUGAAUGUCUCAAGCCCGCCAUGGUGCUACCAAUAUUAGACUUGGAUUAUGUCCCGUCGAUGUGCGGAUGUACAAAUCAAGUAGAUCUACGUUUGCUGCGGUGGAUUGAUAUUCAGGUGGUUCCCGACGACUUUUGGCAAAGGGGGUUUUCUGCUUUGCUCAGUGAAAUAUGUUAUGCAACGACAUACGAAAGACACUGGUCGGUGAUCAAGCGAUACAAGACUACCAACCACAUUUUUAUACAAGAUUCAAAGACGCUUCAAAUGUGUUGAGAUGACAUUCAUCCCCGACGUAUCUUUUUUAUUUCAUGAGCCUAGCU
Messenger RNA from Dissoconium aciculare CBS 342.82, 1741 nucleotides. Its product is annotated as Di-copper centre-containing protein. Gene Ontology annotation, molecular function: oxidoreductase activity. The transcript has 4 exons. Bases 493 to 1461 code for a protein of 322 amino acids. NCBI's taxonomy places the organism in Eukaryota, Fungi, Ascomycota, Dothideomycetes, Mycosphaerellales, Dissoconiaceae. The record is from RefSeq and is a predicted model, not a curated record.